Molecule: messenger RNA, 2090 nt
Organism: Ostrinia nubilalis (European corn borer)
Lineage: Eukaryota; Metazoa; Arthropoda; Insecta; Lepidoptera; Crambidae
Product: PE-PGRS family protein PE_PGRS18-like
Exons: 1
Coding region: 180-1760 (526 amino acids)
Source: RefSeq, a predicted model, not a curated record
ACUCCAUCAACUCCCCUAAACGAUCCAGACUAGCAGUGUGACUCUCGAUUGUUCAGUGCGACCGAUGACUAACGUACGUGUAGACGGUGGCAACAUUUUGUAACUUGUAUUGGAGCUCUUUCAAAUUCCUAUUAACAUUAUUAUUACCCAAUGAACUACUGGGAGCUCCUACCGUAAAAAUGAAGAAAACAUUACUCGUGACGUUGUGUUUAGUGAUUUUACUCAUCUCUGUGCAAGCGAGAAAAACUUCACGUAGUCGCAGCUCAGGAUCAGGACGUGGCACAAGCAGGAAAACUUCGAAUCCUCAACCAGUACCUACAUCUUUCAGUAAUCCACAAGCUUCUGCACCAAAACCGACAUUAUUUGGAUGGCAAGAAAAGCCGAAAAAUUCGCAGACGUAUACAUCACAAUCGAAACCAGCGAAUAGUCAAAGUCACGGUUAUCCGUCUAGCAAUACCGGACUUUCUGGAAACAGUCCUGCCAAGCAACCUCCUGCAUAUUCAGAAAGUGUUCAAAGGAGUAAUAGUGCAUCUCAAAAUACUGCUCAGCGGGCACAAUCUCCUUCACAAACGAACAGCCAGCCUGGCCAUUCGUACCCGGCAUCUAACGGAUUGUCAGGAAGUUCUGGUUCAGCGGGAUAUCCUCAAGGUACCGGUUUGUCCGGCUCGGGUUCAGCGGCAGGACAUGGAUCUGUCGGAUACCCACAGUCAAGUGGAGGUUCUAGUUCUGGUGUAGGUUAUCCUCAAGGGAGUGGACUUUCUGGCGCUGGAGGAGCACCACCCCCGUAUCCUGGUUAUAAGCCCGGAGCUAAUACGGGUGGAAGUUAUCCAUCGCAAGCAGUUGGUAAUGGAUAUCACCAACAAGGUCCACCGCCGCCAUACUCAGGCAGUGGAUAUAAUCCCGGUGGCUAUGGUGGUUAUGGUGGUCAUAGCGGCUAUGGGGGCCAGGGUGGUUAUGGAGGUCAUGGCUAUAAUCCUAGUUAUGGCAACCAAGCACAGAUGCCAGGCUAUUUCGGAAAUUAUGGUGGUUACGGCAAAGGUGGUUUUGGUGGGGUCAGUCGUUCAGGAAGUGCUCUUAGAGGAAUAGGCAUUGCAGGCGCAGGAGUUGGUACUAUUUUAACCGGUUUAGCUCUAUGGAAUUUGGCAAGAUCUACUGGCCAUCACCACCAUACUGUGAUUUAUGACAACAGAGGUCAACCAGUUGCGGUUGCCCCAGCUAACGGCACGGAACCUGUUAUCGACCCUAUUCUGAAAGAUUUGGUUAACUGUACUUUAACCAUAAGCGGUGAGAAUUCAACUGAGGUCUUAGCAAUACCAUGUGCUAUAGCUACAUCUUUUACACCUGAGGCUGACGUUAAAGAAGUUGAAUCUGCGGAUGGCAAAGCUGAUAACACAAAAUGUAUUGUUACUGUUGUCACAAAGACUGGGAAGGAGUUUAUGACCACUAUUCCAUGUUCAAUACUAUUAAAUAGUGCUGCUGAAAAUAAUGUAACGGAACCUGUUAUUACUGAAAAUACUCCUGACAUUCUGAAUGGCACAUUGGCAGAAAGUAACAAUAAUGGAACAGUACAGCCUAAUCAACCUUCAGCUUUAAGGCUAACAGGAGAUGUUAAAAACGGUACCAAUUUGAUGGAUUUUAAUUGUGAAUCAGUAUUAGAAAACGGUGAAGUGAGGGAUCCGAUUAAUCCGUGUUUUGCAGUGACAAGUAAUUUAACCGUAAUACCCCUAUCCACCAGUGUACCAUCAGAGACAGUAAAUUAAUUUACAGUUUUCCUGUUCUUGAUUUGUAUAACUAAUCAUUUAGGAUUAUAUUAGUACCUAUUAAAGGUACCACUUUCACAGAGAUGCCAUAAUUAUUUGUACGUAAUCUACGUAUAAUUAAAGUUUAAAUUCAGAUAAUUAUUAUUUCAGUACCUAAAACCAAUUAAGUCGUUUAUAGCUAAUUAGUUAUAUUAAGAUAAGAUUAUAUUAAUGAUUGCAAUUUUUCUUGAAACACAUGACAAUGGAUUUAUUAGUACAUACCUAUUAAGAUUUUUGUUACCUACUUAGCUGUACCUGUGUGAUUCAUAGAAAUAAAAUGCAAAAAUGCUU